GUCUGACUCGGCUCUGGGUUCAGGUCUACCAUGUACCCCCUCUUCCUCCUCCUCCUCCUGGAUCAGGUUUCCGUGGCGACAGCGGCGCCAAAAUGUCAGGAUGGUACCGACACAGACGGACGGUGGACCAAGAACUGCGAGGCAGCUGGACUCGACGACGUCCCCGCAGGACUGGACCCCAUGAUCAAGGUAAUGGAAGAACUGAACCAAGACCGGACCAGAAACAAGAACCAAAGUCCUGAGUCAGAAGACUAGACACAGACUAGACCAAGACUAGAACCAAGACUAGAACCAAGACUCGACUGACACAGUUUUUAUUUUCAAUAAACUCCAUCAUGAUAUCAGACGAUAAAAACCUGAAAACUCAGACAAGAACCGAGUGACGAGAAUAAACUCAUGAUCCGAACGUUUUUGACCAGAAUGAGAAAAAUAACGACUGUGAAGUUUGUUAAAACAGGAACACAAAAACAUGAAACAGACGAGAGAGAGAGAGAGUGAGGGAAAAAAGACGAGAAAGAAACUGGAAUCAAAAUAAUGACGGGAGUCAAACUGAAAACAUUUAUAUAUAUAAAACAUACAUCAGUGUUAAACUUGUACUGUAUGUAUUAGUAUAAAUUAUAUAUAUAUAUAAAACAUACAUCAGUAUUAUACUUGUACUGUAUGUAUUAGUAUAAAUUAUUUAUAUAUAUGUAUAUAUAUAACAUACAUCAGUAUUAUACUUGUACUGUAUAUAUUAGUAUAAAUUAUAUAUAUAUAUAAAACAUACAUCAGUAUUAUACUUGUACUGUAUAUAUUAGUAUAAAUUAUAUAUAUAUAUAAAACAUACAUCAGUAUUAUACUUGUACUGUAUAUAUUAGUAUAAAUUAUAUAUAUAUAUAUAACAUACAUCAGUAUUAUACUUGUACUGUAUAUAUUAGUAUAAAUUAUAUAUAUAUAUAAAACAUACAUCAGUAUUAUACUUGUACUGUAUAUAUUAGUAUAAAUUAUAUAUAUAUAUAUAACAUACAUCAGUAUUAUACUUGUACUGUAUAUAUUAGUAUAAAUUAUAUAUAUAUAUAAAACAUACAUCAGUAUUAUACUUGUACUGUAUAUAUUAGUAUAAAUUAUAUAUAUAUAUAUAACAUACAUCAGUGUUAUACUUGUACUGUAUAUAUUAGUAUAAAUUAUUUCCAGAAUUAACGAGAGUCAGAGUGAAAUUAGAAAUUAAAGCAGAAUCUUUUAUUUUAUAGUUUUUUUGUCACGUUCAUGUUAAACAAGGUCAACGGUGAAAUGAAACGCCGUGGAUGAGAGGAGCGCUCGACUCAACGGAGUACAGAUAAAAACAGACACUUAGUCCUGAAGACAGGGGGCGCUGUAAACUCUGGGGUCUUUCAGGCAGAAGUUAAACUGUCUGUCAGCAGAGACUCAACUUCCUGUUCCUGACGACCAGACGGUUGUUAGACAGGAAGUCCUGACAGUUUUCUUCUUCUACUCUCUGUUUUAGGUUCUGCUGUUCCCUGAUAACCUGUUCUCCAGCUUAUCCUGGUCCUCCUUCCAGGUCUUCACAGACCUACAUCAGCUCGACCUCACGGGGAACAAGGUGACGGAAAUAUCUUCGUUUGUUGACGUUUCCUCUUUAGUUACUGUUACAGAAGCUCCGCCCACAGUGGGAAGUCCUUCCUGAUUGGUGGGACGAAGUCAGGAGGGAAAUUUACCGUCAGAAAGCGUUUUUACCCCGGAGCGAGAUGAUCUUUGGUUUUUGACCUUCAGCCUUUCUCUGGUCCAGGUUCCAGAGGUCAGACCAAGCGAGUCUCCGCUCCUGCCCACCCUCAGUGUCCUUAAACUGGGCUCGAACCGUCUGACCUCCCUCCCAGACCACGCCUUCACCGCCUGCCCGGCUCUGACAGAACUUUACCUGGACAACAACACGAUCCAGACCAUAAGAGACCAGACCUUCUCUGGACUGGGUAAACUCCAGGUCAGAGGACCAUCAUGAUCGUUUUCGUUAGAAACUUUCAUUUCACUUUAGUUUGAAUAAAAGCUUCUAAAUCAUGAUUAAAAUAUCCUUCAGAUUUCAUCUUCUACAGCAGCUUCUCCUCCUCCUCCUCUGGUUCCUUCUCAUUCGCUCUCCUUCUUUUCCAGAUCCUAGACUUGUCAUCCAAUCACAUCAAGGUUCUCCCUGCGCUCAUGCUCCACCCCCUCCGUGCCAUCGAGUUCCUGUACCUCGAGAAAAACAAGGUGACCCGCCUCAGUAAGAACACGAUCACAGGACUGAAAAUCUGCCGUUUUAGACCAGAAACACUCGGACCUGAAGAGACGGAAGAACUCCGACUCUGAAACAUGUGAGGAAGAUGGACUUGGUGGAACCAGGACUCUACGUUCUUCAGGUCUCAUGGUGACAGAGAGUCAGGGUCAGGGUCAGGUUUGAAGGUUUACCCCCGACCUCCACCUUCAUCCUGAUGGUCUCCUAAAAGGUCGUAUCCUCCGAUCGUAGCUGAUCGUAACCGUUCAAGUUAACGUGUCGAUUUACACCGACUUCUUUCCGUUCCUCUGCGGAUCGCCGGACUCCUCAGCUGAUCACAAGAGUUCUAUUUUUUCUGGACGCCGGAGCAUGGCGGAUAAAUUCAGCACAGAUUAACCCGUGCUGGAAAGGAAGUCGGGCACAGACACAAAAUAAAACAUCCGGCUUCUUUUCAAAAUAAAACACAACCUUUCACUUGUUUGGGCGGAGACGAACAGGUGAAAGGUUUGCGUAGGAACCCUGGGUGGAAGUUAGAUUUGAGGGUCAGGACCUUCCAAACACGGUGAAUCCUCGUUAGCGUCACUGACCUUCCCUGUUGUUGUCGUCUGUGUGGGACGGCCUUCCACCUCGCUGUUUAACCUUCUAUAAACCCGAUCACCUCAGCCUACGUCUGAAACGUUUUCUCUCCUUUCAGAUCCGGCUCAUGCCUGACGGUUGGUUCAGUGCCAAGGAGGAUGUUCCUUAUCUGUUCUUCUCGUCCAAUCCCUGGGACUGCACCUGUCCCAACCUCUACCUGACUGUCUAUGUUCUUGAGUUUGACAGUAACUUCUACACCAGGUCAGGAGAAACCCACACGGGUAACCCCGAGAAAGUGGUAAGUCCAGAAACAGGAAGUCCCUUCUCUGAGGAGGAAGCAGAUCAGACAGGAUCCACUAACCCUGAGGUCUUGUUCUGGUCUUGUUCUGAUCUUGAAGGAGUGUGGAUCUCCACCGUCUCGUCGGGGUAAACCUGUAAUGAGUCUCACUGAGUCGGAUCUGUGUUCACCUGAAAGAGGGGACUUCCUCCAGCCCAGUAAUCCUGCCGCAGAUCCACCAACCACCCGUCCUCCUCCUACUCCACCCGCCACCUUCACCCAAGACCCUUACACCGAGUCCUACUGGGACUUCACUGACUACCAGGACUUCACGAGUUUAAUGGAGUGGUCGAGUUACACAGGUCAUGUGACUGCAGCUGGGUCCACCCUCAUUCCAGAAGAACCAACGACCGAAGAUCCGAACUACAGAACGACCCCGCUAACAACGACGACGAGACCUGCUAAGACCACGAAGGUAACGUAUCCGAUCCACUUUAUUGACAUAAAAACACUUUUAAAAAACAAGUUUACCAAAGUUCUAAUAAAGUAAAACAGAAAAGAACUGAAAACAUCGAGAUGAGAUAAAUAAAAGCAGGAAAAAAAACAUUUGAAAUGAAAUAAAAACACAAAAGCAUCAGAGAAAUAAAAGCCAAGAAAUAGAAAUGAGUUUGAAGAAGUUGUUCAAAGUGGAAAGAGUGAGCGAGGUUUUCAUCUCGAUUCGUUAAAGCCGAGAAAGCUCGGUCGCUGCUGAGUUUUUUAACGAGUUUUAGGGACGACGAGUUGGAGCUGAUCAGCUGACCUGAAGGAAGGUGUGGGGGUGUAAACAUUUAAGAGGUCAGAGGUCAACUGUGGUGCUGAUCCAUUCAAAGGUUUAAAAACAAACAUUUUCAAAUCAAUUUAAAACAAAUUUUAAAAUGAAUUUUACAAAUCAUUUUAUAGUGAACCUUUAAAUGAACUUCAAAUAAAUUCAAAAAUGAAUUCUAAAAUGAAUUUUUAAAUGAAUGAUAGAAUUAAUUUUAAAAUAAAUCCUAAAAUAAAUUCUAAAAUGAUUUUAAAAUAAAUUCUAAAAUAAUUUUAAAAUAAAUUCUAAAAUGAUUUUAAAAUAAAUUCUAAAAUAAAUUCUGAAAUGAUUUUAAAAUAAAUCCUAAAAUAAAUUCUAAAAUGAUUUUAAAAUAAAUUCUAAAAUAAUUUUAAAAUAAAUUCUAAAAUGAUUUUAAAAUAAAUCCUAAAAUAAAUUCUGAAAUGAUUUUAAAAUAAAUCCUAAAAUAAAUUCUAAAAUGAUUUUAAAAUAAAUUCUAAAAUAAUUUUAAAAUAAAUUCUAAAAUGAUUUUAAAAUAAAUCCUAAAAUAAAUUCUGAAAUGAUUUUAAAAUAAAUCCUAAAAUAAAUUCUAAAAUGAUUUUAAAAUAAAUUCUAAAAUGAUUUUAAAAUAAAUUCUAAAAUGAUUUUAAAAUAAAUCCUAAAAUGAUUUUAAAAUAAAUUCUAAAAUGAUUUUAAAAUAAAUCCUAAAAUAAAUUCUGAAAUGAUUUUAAAAUAAAUCCUAAAAUAAAUUCUAAAAUAAUUUUUUAAUAAAUCCUAAAAUAAAUUCUAAAAUGAUUUUAAAAUAAAUCCCAAAAUAAAUUCUAAAAUGAUUUUAAAAUAAAUCCUAAAAUAAAUUCUGAAAUUAUUUUAAAAUAAAUCCUAAAAUAAAUUCUAAAAUAAUUUUAUAAUAAAUCCUAAAAUAAAUUCUAAAAUGAUCUUAAAAAAAUUCUAAAAUGAUUUUAAAAUGAAUUCUAAAAUGUUUUUAAAAUGAAGCCGAUGGAGGGACGUCGGAAUCGUAGUGAUGUGGUCAUGUUGUGGUUGUUAAAAGUCGAGCAGCAGCGUUUUAGACGAACUGUGAGAGAAACCGGAUUAACACCGACGUGUUGAAGAGCGUUCCAGUCGACCAACCAGAGAGCAGAAUAAAAACAGGAGUGACUCGUUAAAAAUCAGUAAAAGAUCAAACUGAUUUAUUUUUGGGAGAAAAGACUCGGAUGAUAAAAAAAACUGGAUUUAACAUCAGAGUUAAAAUGAUUGUCGACUUUUACACCGAGAUUAAAAACUGUGGGUCUAAAAUAAUCAGGUACCAGAGGGUCCAGAUCCCUGAGGGGGUCUCCUGGGCCCCAAAGAGGAUUAAUUCAGUUUUCUUUUGAAUGUUGGAUCAGGUCUGGAAAGUCUCAAGAACUGCUUCUGAAACCACGUCCACUCCUGCGACCGAGCCCACUUUUAAGACCACGCCCAUCCCCGAGGCCACGCCCACUUUUAAGACCACUCCUGAGACCACACUCACUCCUGAGACCACAUCUACUUCUAAGACCACGCCCACUCCUGAGACCACAUCUACUUCUAAGAUCACGCCCGCUCCUGAGACCACGCCCACUCCUGAGACCCCUGCUCCUGCAGUCCGCCCCUCUACGACCCGAAGUGGAUCAGUCGGAGGAUCAGGACUGUUCUGUUUCUGGCUCUUUGCUGGUCUCCUGCUGCUCGGCAUCAUCUCUGCAGGGUCCACGUUGGUGACUCUGUGGAGGAUGAAGGUCUGGUACCUGAAGGUCUACAGACCGCUGAAGGACGCGGUAGGAAAGGAGGGAAGGAGCGAGGGACUGAGGCUGUUAGUGAACAAGAAGGAGACAUCAGGAGGAGACAUGAAGGUUCUGCACAGGUCUGUUCUGUUCAUCCGCAGAGAGGGAGGAGAAGAUGGAGAGGGAGGAGAAGAUGGAGAGGGAGGAGAAGAACGGCGUCCCCUCGCUCUGAAGCCUUCAGGAGCAGGAGGAGGGGAGGAAAGAGGAGUGUACAGGAAGACCUGGAACCGUCUGAUUAGCAGAGAGGAAGAGAUAGAGGGGUGGAGGGAUGUGGUGGAGGAUGGAGGGAGGAGAGGAGGAGAGGGAGGUGGAGGAGGAAUGACCACGAAGCGUUACAGUGUGAUUGUGAGAGAGGAGAGGGAGAAAGGGGGAGAGGGGGGAGAGAGGCUUGACUGGGUGGUGGGUGGAUGGGAGGUGAAAAAAGGCGGAGGAAGAGAGGAGGAGCAAAGGAGCAGCUGGGGGGAGUGGCUAGUAGACUACUUACCCAGAAUGCCGUGGAGCGUGUCCAUGCCCUCUGAGGAGAAGGAGGAGGAGCCUCAGAGGAGCCAUGAUGGCUGAAGAGAUAAAUUACAUAAAUAUAAACACUAGAUGACUCACGCACGCUGUUAGCCAAUGGAGACCGACGUCCGCGCAUGGCGGCCAUCUUGCUAAGGGCAGCUCUCCCACUCCUAACACUCCAGUCUACAGUUCAUGUAACAUUAAAACAACCAUAGAUUGAUUAAUUUAAAUAAACAUUGAUUAAUUUUAAUAACCAUAGAUCGAUUAAUUUUAAAUUUAUUUUUAAACAGUUUGUUUUGUCACAAACCUCAGAGUUUUAGUUCCUGUUUACUGAAGAAUAAUUGUAACCAUGGAUUUACAUAAACAUUAAACAGAUAGGUAGAGUAAUAGUUUAAACAUUUAAUCAUUCCAUGUUUGUUAUAUCAGUGAUAUUUCUGUAUAACGAUAAUCUAUAAAUAUUUAUUUUCAGUAUAAAUUUCUGCCUCUUGUUUUUAUUUGAGAUGUUUCUAACAAACCAAACAGUUUGUAAAUCAUGUGUAACUUUUGUUGAAUCUAAAGAUCAUUUCUGCCUCUUUAACUGAUGAAAAAUUACUGCGUCAUCUUUGUACCUUUGGUCUCAGUCAGAGCGAGUCUGUUAGACAAGUUAGACAGCUGAUAAACACAAACGAAGAUCUUUAUCUUAAUCUGUCCAAACAUCCCGACUCAUAGCCACGUUAUUAAGGUCUGUAAUAAACUAAAGGAUUUGUAAAUCUGUCAAGAUUUCCCAUAAUUCCCAUAUUUCCCAUAAUUCCGAUGGAAAGUUUCCAAUUUGGAAUAUUUCCAAAAUUCCCAAGUUUAACUUUCCAUCGAAAGUUUCUGGAAAUUUUCCGCCCCUUUGCCCCAACCCUAGUUGGCGUCGUAUUUUUCUGGUAUAAAUCACCAUAAAGUCUCUCUGUGGAACAGUGGAGUGGUUUCUCUCUGUGGGGUGGGUGAGUGGAUGGGUGGGUCCUGAAGUUGUAGUAGUUCAUCUGAGUGUUCCUUUAAUAAAUCAUUCUUCAAGCGUUGA
Messenger RNA from Xyrichtys novacula (pearly razorfish), 7212 nucleotides. The record is from the annotation of a GenBank genome assembly. Lineage: Eukaryota; Metazoa; Chordata; Actinopteri; Labriformes; Labridae.